GUUUAUUUAUAAUGGAUAUAACUUCAGAAAAAGAAAUUUUAGGUAAUGAUGACAAUAAUUUAGAACCUAAAGUAGAAAUUGAAGAAAUUGAAAUUAAAACAAUUGGUAGCGAUAACAGUGAUAAUAUUCACACUAGCGAUGUUAGAAGUAUUACUAGCAAGAACUUUUAUGAAGAGCCAUUAAAAUUCAACACAGAAAAUACAAAUACUGUUGAAUUAUUAACAUAUAAUUACAAAGAUAAUGGAACAAAAGACGUUGUUAGCCCAACUCAAUGUAUUCCACAUAAUGGAAAACUUGUAAAAAACGUAAUUUGUUCGCCAAAUUUAAAAUAUAUUGCAACCUUUAGUGAAGAUGAUAAUUCAAUCGUUGGAUGGUUACAUUUGGAAAAUAAUGGAACAUUAGAGCCGGAAACAUUUUAUGAUGGGUCACAACGAAAUGAUCUUAUAGCUUGUAUUGAAACAUUAUCUGAUGAAAAAUAUAUUGUUUUUGAAUCUAAUCAAAGUCAAUCUAAUAUUGCUAAUGAAUAUUCAAAUAAUAAAUUUAUCAAGUUAUUGAACAAUCAAAAAAACCCAUUUAAUUUCGAACGUCCAACAUUUUUGACAAAUGGUGAUCUGUUUGUAAUUUCAUAUGAGAAUGAUCAAAUUUAUUUAUUUUCAUUAGAUCCAAAUGAAGAAGUCAUAACAUGUAAAGCAGCAUACAAUAUAAGUUUACCGAAAUUAACAGCUUCUGAUAAUGUUGCAAAAUAUUUCAUCAUCUCAAAUUCAUAUUUAUUGAUCAACAAUGGCGAUACAAUGGCUUCGCAAUGGGAUUUAACAAAGAUGGAAUUUGAGUUUCAAUAUUUUUCAGAAAUUUUACUACCAAAUAAUUACUAUAGAUAUAAUUCAAAUGCUGCAAUAUUUAACAAGGAUAAAUCCUUAUUAGCAGUUUAUUUAUAUGUAGAAAAACAAUUAAUUAUUUAUUCAAUACAAUAUGGAAUCAAAAAAACUUAUACCAGAAGAGAUGAAGUUGCCAAAUUCACAUCUAAAGAAUUUCAACCACUUAUUUUCAUCACCAAUUAUAAUGGAAAGCACUUGCGAAAGAAUCAUUACGAUAAAGAAUCUGGCUAUUUAAAAUUAAAACUUAAAGUAGAAAAAUUGACAUUAUCAUUUGUGGAUGAAUAUGAUUAUUUUGAAAUGUGUACCCAUUUCUUAAUAAAUUGUAAAGUAUUAGAAAAUGAUGAUUUAUUAUUAAUCACAAGACUAGGUAUAAUGAUAUUUUCAUCAAAUUUCAUUGCCAAGAAAAUUUAUUUAAAAUACUUUUGGAAUGAUUAUAUUGAACAAGAAAAGUAUUGGAUGAGACAUACAAGCAACAGCCAUUAUAUUAAAAAAAGAAUUUCCGAAGAAUUAAGAAAUCAAUUUGAUGAAUUGAAAAAAGAGUUAAUUAAACAAUUUGAUAUUAAUAGUAAAUUCAUGACUUAUCAAUUGAAAGAGGCAUUUGGUAUAAUGGUUGAUGAAUCAACUGAUAUACCUACCAGUGACAAAACAUUUGGAUAUUAUGGCGAAAUGAGAACAAGAUUCUUACAAUUAUUAGAAUUAUGCACAUACUAUUUCAUUAAUAAUUGA
This is a messenger RNA of Entrophospora candida, 1601 nucleotides long. NCBI's taxonomy places the organism in Eukaryota, Fungi, Glomeromycota, Glomeromycetes, Entrophosporales, Entrophosporaceae. The record is from the annotation of a GenBank genome assembly.